AUAAAACCACGGGUUGAUGAUUAAUUUACUUUUAAUGUAGACGUCUGUCUUUAAGUUAACGUUUCAUUUAUUCCUGUCUGAUUCUUACCAUUUUUUCGAGAGAAAAUUUGGAAGAUGAACACGCAGGACACUAAACAAUGGCCUCAGUAUUUAGCUGCUAUUACCGCAACACUAUCAAUGGCGAUCGCAGGAUCUCACAUCGGCUGGACUUCUCCUAGUCUCCCAUACUUAAAAUCCGAUGACUCUCAUCUUCCAAUGACCAACGACGACAGUUCCUGGAUCGCCUCCUUCUUCUUGCUGGGUUCGGUCCCUGGAAACCUGCUAGCAGCUUUUAUAGUUGACGUGAUCGGUCGCAAGCGAAGUCUUCUAGCUGCCGGACUUCCCCUUACAUUGGGCUGGCUCUUAAUAAUCUUCGCCCGUAAUGCUUACUAUCUCUACGCUUCGCGAUUUAUCAGCGGAUUUGGGAUGGGCAUCGUCUACGUCGUCUGUCCCAUGUACAUCGGCGAGAUCGCCGACAAGCGAAUCCGCGGGGCCCUCGGAACUUUUAUUAAAUUGAUGGUGACCUUCGGUGAGCUCUAUGCCCAUGCCGUUGGGCCCUUCGUAACUUUUCACGAGCUAGCCUACUCCUGCCUGAUAAUUCCCUUGGUCUUCUUCAGCAGCUUCAUUUGGAUGCCCGAGUCUCCCUAUUUUCUGGUGAUGAAGAACCAGCAUCGAGAAGCUGAAGCCUCUCUCAAGGCCCUUAGAAGGUACAGGACCAAAAAUGGACUUCAAGAGGACCUAGACCAGAUGACCAAAGACGUACUGAUGGAUAUGAACAACCGGGCAGGCUUCCGGGAUCUCUUUCUCAGUGAAGGCAAUCGCAAAGGCCUUACGAUCUGCUUCGGACUCCAAUUGAUCCUCCAAUUCAGCGGAAUAGCGGCGAUUGAGUCGUACACCCAAGAAAUAGUCGCACCAAGUGAAUCGGGAUUAGCUCCCGGGCUGACGGUUAUUGUCCUGAGCGUCUGCCAAAUGUUCGCUGGACUUGGAGCCGCGGUAAUGGUCGACAAAUUGGGCAGACGACCAUUGCUAAUGAGCACUACCUUCUGCGCGGCCAUUGUUCUGAUGAUUUCCAGCGCGUUCUAUGUCAUGAAAAUCGAAUUCGGUUACCCUUUGAAAGGGCUCGGGUGGAUAUUAGACGCCUCUGUUAUUUUGUACGAGUUUAUAAUCGCUUUGGGCCUGAACCCCUUGCCGUACAUGAUGUUGGGCGAGCUGUUUCCAACCAACGUCAAGGGGGUCGCAGUAUCGAUAGCAAAUAUUUGGGGCUCACUGCUAGCAUUUUUUGUCGCCAAAAUGUUCCAAGUUGUCACUGACACUUGUGGUAUGUAUGCGUCAUUUGCGUGGUUCGCGGCAUCGUGUGUUCUGGGACUUAUUUUUAUCCAGUGGUUUGUACCAGAGACUAAAGGUAAGUCACUAGGGGAGAUUCAAGAUGAGCUUAACUGUAGGAAAAAGGUCAAAACGGUUAUUCAGGAAAUUUAUAUUAAAACUAUUGAUUUUUAAAAUAUUUUUUAUUAGUGAUUUUAAUUGGAAUUUUUUAUUUCAAAAUUGGAUCAGAUAUUUUUAGUUAAAAAAGUUCGAUCUAGAAUUUUUUAUCAGAAAAUCAGAUUUGAAACUUUUGAUUAAACAAGUGGAUCGAAUAUUAUUAUUUGAAAAAUUGGAUCUGAAGUUUAUUAAUGAGAAAAUUAAAUCUAAUAGAUAUUAAUCAAUAAAUUAGAUCUACACUGUAAAAAAUCCGGAGUGAAUUCGGAGUGAAAUUAAAUCCGAAUUCACUCCGUUUCUCGGAGUUCCGGAGUUUUAAAAAAAAUCACUCCGCAUGCGCAGUGAAUUGGGAGUUUUUUUUAGUGGAGUGAUUGCGGAGUGACGCGGAUUUUAUUUCACUCCCAAUUUACUCCGCUUCGGAGUUUUAACAUUAAAAUUAAUUUAUAUUAAUUCAUAUUCAACUGCUGAACAGUGUGUGUGUGUGUGUGUGUGUGUGUGUGUGUGUGUGUGUGUGUGUGUGUGUGCGAGUAUGUGCGUGUGCGAGUUUGUGUGCAUGUGUGACUGCACGAGUACAAAUUUGUGCGUUCGGGUAGGUGUGUCGCGUGUGCGAAUGUGUGCGUGUGUUCGGGUGUGUGCGGACUUGUGUGUGUAUGUGCAUGUGCGUGCGUUUGUUUGGGUUUGUGUGGUUGUGUGUGCGAAUGUGAGUGCGAAUAUGUGUGUGCGUGUGUCCCCGAAUAUGUGUUUGUGUGCGUGUAUCAGCUAAUCAGUAAUAUAAUACGCGAGUUUUCACUUCGAUUAUAUUUAGUGGAGUUAUAUUUUAUUAAUUCUACCUUUAAAACUUCUCUCCGGAGUGAAUUUCACUCUGGAGGAAUUAAAUUAAUAAAAAAUUAUGUACUCCGCGAAAACUCCACUUUGGAGUGAAUUUCACUCCGAGGGGAGUGAAUAAUUAAAAAUUCAUUCACUCCGCAUUCACUCUGCGAAUUUUUUACAGUGUGUAAAUUUUUUUAUUAAAAAUUAGAUCUAAUAUUUUUAAUUAGAAAACUGAAUCUGAAAUUUUUCAAUUAGAAAAUUAGAUCUCGAAUUUCGUCAAAAAAUUAAAAAAAAAUUUCUUAACUUAAAUUUCCAAUAAAAAAUUAUAUUUCUCAUAAAAAAUUAAAAUUUCUAAUUAAAAAUUCCAAUUAAAUUACGUGCAAUAAAAAAUCUCAGUCCUUCAAAAAUAAAAGAAAAAAUAAAUAAAUAACAAGUUCACGUCAAAUACAUUAAAUUAUCAAAAAUUAACUAAGUAAUUGGUGAUAUCAUCAACUACUGGCUUUCUUACAUUAAACAAGUCUCAGUUGACUAUAAUAAAUUAUAUUUUAUUAAAAGCAUACAAUCAUCGAGGCCUACUUAUACCAACACCAUUAUUUGUUCAUGUUAAUUCUAUUAUUCGGCCUUGAGUAAUUUUUUAUUUAUUUUUUUUUCAUUUUAUUUUUCGUCAAUUGCGACAUCACGCUCAAGAUAAAAUUCCACACGUGGACUUGAUAAAUAAUAACAAUAAUAUUUACGUAAAUUAUUCAUAUCAAAAAAAAAAAAAAAUAAAUAAAAUCAAAUAGUUAAAUUAUAAAAUUCAGCAUCGAGGGUUAAAAAAACGAUAAAUGAAAAAAAAAGUGCUGAGCAAGCAUGACCAUCCUAUCUCAUCCCUUUUAAGCAGGGUGUAAUUAUUUUUGAGACUGAUAGACGAUACAAACUUAAAUGAUAAUUAAUAAUUAAUAAUUAAUCGUUAAGUUUUUAUAUUUAUUUAUUUAACAUCUUUGAUUAAAAGAUAUAAAAAAAAAUAUACAUAUAUAUAUAUAUCCCUUUGAGGCAGGGUGCAAUCGACUGAUUAUAAACCUUAAACGAUUAUGAUUGUUUUACGUUUUAACGUGACCCUGAUGCAAAAAAAAUUUAUUUUUUAUUUUUAAUUAAUUAAUUGUUAUCUCUAUAGUUGAUAAGUUUUUUUUUAUUAUUUAACUGCAAGACUCUCUACGAUCCCUUUGAGGCAGGGUGCGAAUUAUUUUUUUUUAUAAAUGAUCUUUAUCAAUUUUAUGAAAUUCGGUAGAAAGUUUGCGAUGGUAAAAAGGUAUAAUACUGGGAACCAAAAGUUUUUCUAAUAAAAAUGGCCUAGAUUUAUGAAAUACUGACUUAAUUUCCUGUAGAAUGAAUACCCGGAAGGCUAUGUUUAGGUAAAUUGGCCAGAAGCUCGAUAAAGAUGGGGUAAAAUGGGUUUUGGACAAAUUUUUUUUUUAUAAGGGUCAUAUUUGUAUUGUUAAAGUGAUUCUGAUAUAAAUUAAUAAUCAGAACGAUAUAUUUUGAUUAAACAUAUUCUUGAAUAUAUUAAAAUGGUUAAUUUGUGAUUAAUGAUGACUUUGUCUAAACAUAGUGAUGUGGGUACUCAAAUUGACGGAAAUUAUCUCACGAAUUUGGUAAGGCCAUUAAUAAUCCAUCAAAUUCCCACAACACCGAAAAAAAAAAGUAGUAAAUCCAUUUGUUACUGCGAAAUCCCUUUAAAGCAGGGUGCGACUUUGUUAUAAUAAGAAAAAUCUUUGUAUGUAAGAAUGCAUUUAUACAAUAUACAAAUAAAAGAAUAAUAAUGAUGUUUA
Microplitis demolitor is the source of this 4133-nucleotide messenger RNA. Its product is annotated as facilitated trehalose transporter Tret1. Gene Ontology annotation, biological process: transmembrane transport; carbohydrate transport. The coding region runs from base 115 to 1536 and encodes 473 amino acids. The record is from RefSeq and is a predicted model, not a curated record. Gene Ontology annotation, cellular component: membrane. NCBI's taxonomy places the organism in Eukaryota, Metazoa, Arthropoda, Insecta, Hymenoptera, Braconidae. The transcript is spliced from 3 exons. Gene Ontology annotation, molecular function: sugar transmembrane transporter activity.